This is a messenger RNA of Drosophila teissieri, 1159 nucleotides long. Its product is annotated as ADP-ribose pyrophosphatase, mitochondrial. Lineage: Eukaryota; Metazoa; Arthropoda; Insecta; Diptera; Drosophilidae. Gene Ontology annotation, molecular function: ADP-ribose diphosphatase activity. The record is from RefSeq and is a predicted model, not a curated record. The transcript has 2 exons. Bases 123 to 1046 code for a protein of 307 amino acids.
AUUCAUUUUGUUACCUAUCUUAUCAAAAUGCAGCACACUAAUUCCCAGCACUAAGUUUAUGACCGCUGGUGUGCAUAAACAAAAUCAUUUAUUUGUGUUUGUUGCUCAGAGAAUUCAGUCCAAUGACGAGUUUCGAGCUUACACUGCUGCCGCUGCUUUUUUUGCUACUGAUCUUGGAAAACUCCCUAAACUCCACCCAGAUGAUGUCCUCGAUGGUGAAGGCGGGCAUUUUCCGGCACCUGAUGUGCCGCAACAAUAUGUAUCCACGCAGCUCCGUGCUCCGGUACCCAGUGUCCGACGAACAGGUCGUCUGGUCGGAGCCGUUCCCGGACUACUGCCCGCCGGCAUACACGGCGCCACACAUUGGCGGGCAGGUGUGGGCGGAUCCUCCGCUGCCCAGCGACACCUUCCGGCCACAGUGGAACCAGCUGGAUGGCCAGGUAAACCGCGAGUCCUUCCACGGUGCCUACAACGUGCAGAAUGGACUGCCCCUGAAUCCGAUCGGGCGUACAGGACUUACCGGGCGUGGGUCACUAGGCCGAUGGGGUCCCAAUCAUGCCGCAGAUCCUAUUGUCACGCGCUGGAAGCGGAACGACCAAGGAGCCAUUGUGGCCAACCCGGCCACCGGCAAGAAUAUCUUACAGAUGGUUGCCAUACAGCGGUCCGACAACAAGUUGUGGGCCAUUCCCGGGGGGAUGGUCGAUCCCGGCGAAAAUGUAAGUGCCACUCUUAAGCGGGAGUUCACCGAGGAGGCAUUGAAUUUUACGGACAAGGCCAACAUGGUGGAGCGGUUUUUCCAAGCGGGCGGCGUCCAGGUAUAUCAAGGCUACGUAGACGAUUUUCGAAAUACGGACAACGCUUGGAUGGAAACCACUGCGCUGAACUUUCACGACGAAGACGGAAGCCAAGUGGGACAAUUGGAGCUAGUGGCCGGUGACGAUGCCACCAAUGUGCGCUGGACGGACGUCGACUCUAAUCUUAAGCUGCACGCGAAUCAUGCAGACAUCGUCCAGGAAGUUGUCAUCAGACGAAAUGCACACUGGUAGAGAUUACACAAAAACUAUAAGUUAGGAUCAACUGCCUGACGAUUGAAGAAAAGAGCGUUUCAGUGAAAUUAUACGAUUUAAAUGAAAACAAUGUUUUUAAUGGAAACAAGUAA